UUUAGGAGGGCUGGAUGCAGCCAUAACUCCGAGACCCGCCCUCGGACCACGACGGUGGCCGGUGGCCUCAGGUUCAGGUUCUGGUUCAGGUUCGAAAUUGGUCUCUUAGUGCAGACCUAGCCUCUGUUUUGUGUUUUGUUGUUAGUGUCUUUGUUCUGUUCUGUUUCUGUUUUGUCACCCAUCAGUCACGUUAUGGGUCAGUCUCCGUCUUCUUCCGCUUGCUCUCUGCUACAAUGUUUCUUAAAAAAUUUCCAGGACUUUCGGCGACGAGCUGCAGGAUCGGGAGCCAUAGUCAACCCAGGAACUCUCCGGACCCUCUGCGAGCUAAUUGGCCACCAGAGGGCACUCUAAACUUGCCGAUUGCCUUUCAGGUUCAAAAAGUCAUUUGUGGGAAACCAGGACAUCCGGAUCAGAUUCCCUACAUUGAAACCUGGAUCGACGUCCUCACUGACCACCCCACGUGGCUUAAAAAUUGCUCACCACCUAAACUGUCCAAAGAGCGAGAUGUGCUCAUUCUAAAGGGGCCACCCAAAAGGCCCCUGGUCCUCGACCCCCCACAGGAUAGUCCCCCCUUAACACGGCCCCCACCUUAUCCCGCAGGGCCCCUUGCCCUUCCCCCUAGCUCAGGGCCUUCUGCCCCCAGCCCAAGGCCCUCUCCUCCCAGUCCAGAACCCUCCGUUCUCAGCCCGGGACCCGUUGCUUCCAGCUCGGGACCCUCUACCUCAAAAACAGAGGGACCCCUUGUUCCCACUCCGGAUUCCACUACACCCCCGACAACUCUCUCCAGCCCCCCCAUAUCCGUUCCAGAAGUUCGUACGGACCGCAUGGUCAGGUCCUUGGCCCCGCCCAAUUACCUCUGAGGCAAGUCAUUCAGGGCCCCCCUGAAGACCCAAAGCCCUUUAUGGUUUAUGUUCCUUUUUCCACCAGCGACCUGUACAACUGGAAAAAUCAAAACCCUUCUUUCUCUCAAAACCCCCAAGGACUAAUUUCUCUGUUAGAGUCCAUUUUCUUUACUCAUCAGCCCACAUGGGAUGACUGUCAACAACUUCUGCAGACCCUUUUCACAUCAGAGGAGAGAGAGAGAAUCCAUGCCCAGGGACGGAAACUAGUCAUGGGUCCAGACGGUCUGCCAACCACGGAAGUAGACUGCCUUGAGGCUGUUUUUCCCUUCACCCGACCCCAGUGGGACCCUAACACUGAUCAAGGUAAGGAGGCUCUCGAACGGUACCACCAGACUCUAAUGGGGGCUCUCUGAGCAGCAGCGCGGAGGCCUACAAAUAUGUCUAAGGUAACUGAGGUGACUCAGGGGGCCACUGAGUCCCCCACCGCUUUUCUAGAGCACCACCAGGAGGCUUACCGGUUAUAUACCCCUAUAGAUCCAGAGGUGCCAGAAAACAGGCAGGCAAUUAAUAUUGCCUUCGUUGCCCAGUCAGCCCCAGAUAUAAGGAAAAAGUUACAGAAGUUAGAAGGCUUUGAGGGAAAAGUACUGAGCGAGUUGGUGGAAGUUGCUCAACGAGUCUUCAAUAAUAGGGAAAGUUCAGAAGACUUAAACAAAAAAAUGGCGAAAGUCCUACUUGCCAUGAGUGAGGACCAGGCGCAGAAUAAAAACUGAGGAGGGGGUCAGAAGUUUGGAGAAAAGUCAGGGGGAGGAAAUAAACUGUCUGGCGGGAGAGGAGGGUGAAAAGGACCCUCUCUAGGCCAAAACCAAUGUGCUUUCUGUAAGGAGCAGGGGCACUGGAAAAACGAGUGCCCGAAAAAAUCCUGUUGAGGACCGUCAAAGGUCCUUCUAGAGAAGGAAGACUGAUGAGGCCGGGGCUCCGCCCUUAGCCCCCAGGAGCCCAGGGUCACUCUUAAAGUAGGGGGCCAAGACAUUGACUUUUUAGUGGACACUGGGGCAACUUUUUUUGUGCUCCAGGAAGCAAAAGGCCCUCUAUCGCAAAAACGGACCCCAAUUCAGGGGGCCACUGGAAGAAUCAAGUCCUAUCCAUAGACACAGGCCCAGAUAAGUAACUUAGGGGAAGGAACCGUUACUCACUCCUUCUUAGCUAUGCCUGAGUGCCCUUACCCUCUAGUUGGCCGUGACUUGCUCCACAAGCUAAGAGCAACCAUCUCCUUCCAAGAUGAAAGGCCGGAAGUAAAUUUUCCUAGACAGCCGAGUUCCAUCUUAAUUACCUGCCCCCUGUCCAAAGAGUACCUCCUCCUAACCGGGGAAGAUACUCCUAAACAAGAGACUGAGCUCCUAAUAAAAUGGCAAAAAGAAAUUCCAGAAGUAUGGGCAGAAACCAAUCCCCCAGGACUGGCUGGCCACCAGCCCCCAAUAGUUGCCCAGCUUCUAAGCCAUGCCACACCUGUCCGGAUUCAGCAAUAUCCAAUGAGUUACCAAGCUAAAAAAGGAAUAGCUGUCCACAUUAAGAGACUAAGGGAAGCGGGGAUCCUUGUACCCUGCAAGUCCCCUUGGAACACCCCGCUCCUACCUGUCCAGAAACCAGGGACCGAGGACUUCAGGCCAGUACAAGACCUACGAGAGGUCAACAAGAGGGUCGAGAUGAUCCACCCAAUGGUCCCUAACCCAUAUACCCUGCUUAGCUUGCUUCCUCCUGAUCGGAAAGUGUACACUGUACUAGAUUUAAAGGAUGCCUUGUUUUCACUACCCCUGGCUCUGGUCAGCCAGCCUCUUUUUGCCUUUGAGUGGACAGACCCCGAAGUAGGGGAUUCAGGACAAUUAACCUGGACUAGACUGCCCCAAGGUUUUAAAAACUCUCCUACUCUCUUUGAUGAAGCCCUUAGCCAGGACUUACUAGAAUUCUGGGAAGGACACCCCGAGGUUACUGUCCUCCAAUAUGUAGAUGACAUCCUUCUUGCAGCAAAAUCCCCCAAGGAGUGCCAGAAGGCUACAAAGGAAUUAUUAAAAGCUCUCAGGCAGCUAGGAUACCGGGUAUCAGCAAAGAAAGCACAGCUAUGCGUUCCCCAAUCCUCUUAUCUUGGGUACAAUAUAACUGAAGGGAAGAGAGCACUGUCUAACAAAUGCAUCCAAGCCAUCCUCCAAAUUCUGACACCCCAAACGAAACUGCAAGUCCUGGAAUUUUUAGGAGUGGUCAGAUAUUGCCGGCUGUGGAUCCUUGGGUUUGCCGAAAUAGCCUGUCCCCUUUAUGCUAGCACCGGGGGAAAGGACAUAGAGCUAACUUGGACUGACAAGGAGGAGGGAGCUUUCCGGGCUCUAAAAAAGGCACUUACCCAAGCCCCAGCCUUAGCACUCCCAGAUCUCAGAAAACCAUUCCAGCUGCAUGUAGCUGAGGCACAAGGGGCAGCAAAGGGAGUGUUAACACAGCGCUUAGGGCCAUGGAAACAGGUCGUGGCUUAUCUUUCAAAGCGCCUCAAUCCGGUUGUGGCAGGUUGGCCUAACUGCCUCUGGGCCAUUGUGGCCACUGCCUUGCUAAUUAAAGAAGCCUCUAAACUCACCUUUGGGCAAGAACUGCAAAUCAUCGCCCCCCACGCAGUUGAAACCCUCCUCAAAAGCCCCCCGGACAGGUGGCUCUCUAACACAAGAAUUACUCAACACCAAGUUCUUCUCCUUGAUCCAUUCAGAAUAAAGUUUCUUCAAACCUCAGCUUUAAACCCAGCUACUUUGCUGCCAGAAAAUAAUCCCAGCCAACCCAUUCAUAACUGUGUUGAAACCUUAGCAGCAACCACCAAUCUGCGUGAAGAUCUGACUGAUCUGCCGCUCCAAAACCCAGACGAAACUCUCUAUACUGACGGGAGCAGUUUCAUUCAAGACAGGACUCGAGUCAUGGGAGCAGCAGUAGUGACAGCCUCUAAGCUUUUUCAGGAAGCAAAAGAGGUAAGCAGAAGAUGCCACGUCUGCACCCAAGUCAACCCAAGUCAUGUAAGUACCCCUGCUACUCCCGGUCACCGCCUAAGAGGUCAGCUCCCAGGAGAGCAAUGGGAAAUAGGCUUCACGGAACUGCCUCCCAGACCAGGGGGAUAUAAGUACUUACUUGUGCUGGUGGACACCUUCUCAGGAUGGGUUGAGGCCUACCCAACUCAGUCAGAGUCAGCCCAGGUAGUAGCUAACAAAUUAUUAGCUGAAAUUAUCCCUUGGUUUGGCCUACCGGUAACAAUGGGGUCUGACAAUGGUCUGGCUUUUAUAGCCCAAGUUACCCAGAAUUUGGUAAAAGCAUUAGGAAUCGAAUGGAAACUGCACUGCAUCUAUAGACCGCAAAGCUCAGGGAAGGUACAAAGGAUGAAUCGGACACUUAAGGAAACCCUCACCAAACUUAAAUUGGAGACUGGCAGAAACUGGGUGAGCCUCCUUCCAUUUGCCUUGCUCAAAGCUAGGUGCACCCCUUAUGUAAAAGGUAUUACUCCAUAUGAAGCCAUGUUUGGCAGGCCACCCCCGCUCCUCCCCAAGUUAGGGGAGGAGCAGCUCGCUUCCCUGUCUAACUCUGAACUUCUCAAGUCCCUACAGGCCUUACACUACAACUCCAAAAACAUCCACCACACCGUCCACGCCCACCGCUCGAAACCUGAUGCCGUGAAAGAGGAAACCCCUACCGCUGAACCUGGGGACUUGGUGUGGAUCAAGAAAAGAGACCCCUCCUCCCUCGAAGCACGCUGGGCUGGACCUUAUCAGGUGAUCCUAAGCACACCAACCACCGUGAAGGUCGCAGGUAAAAGAUUUUGGAUACAUCACUCACAAAUUAAGAGGGCGGACUCCGACCAGAACGCAGAAUGGGUUGUACAGAAAACAUCAGAUCCCCUAAAACUUUGGCUGUGGUGACGUACGCCAUUAUGCUGACUCUAGUAACAGUACUAACUGCCGAGAACCCUCAUCAAGCCACUAAUUAUACAUGGCAGUUAACUCACACCAUUGAUGGAACAAUAGUUAGCCAAAUUAGCACUCCUGGCAGCCCUAAAUUUGUUUUUGACCUAUGUAAACUCUUUGGGGAGACCUGGAAUUUGCCAGUGAGGGCAAAAGGUGGAAGAGCAGGGGUGAAAGCUUAUGGCUGUGGUGCAUUACCCCAGGAACAAGGGCUGUGGCAUAGUCAACAUUAUAUCUGUCUGCAGGAAAGUGCCUCAGCAUGCGGGGGAGAGGACGAUUACUUCUGUUACAGUUGGGGUUGUGAAACCAUAGCCCCAUGGAAAAAUGUAGACCAUCUGUUAAGGGUCAUGAGGGAUAAAAGGCCAGAAGCUCCUACUAAGAACUGUGUAAUUGGAGAUUGUGACCCUGUUACUUUUGAACCACAGCAGUUUUGGGAGGACUCCCAGUGGUUAGGAGGAAAAACGUGGGGAUUGCGCCUAUAUGUAUCAGGAUAUGAUCCUGGAGUGCUAUUUACUAUUCAGAAAAAGGCAAUCCCAAAGUCUCUAAAUCCAAUAGGCCCCCUGGUUCCCAUUGCAAUCGAAAUACCCAUAGCAACUCCUUCCCCACCUACCCAUCUUUCUGAUACCAUGAGCCAUCCCUUACCACCUAAGGCAACCCCCCUUCCUUCACCUCCAAGCUCCCACCAAAAGUCCAUACUCCAUACACUUAAAUUUAUGUUCAAGUUCCUAAAUAAGACUUCCUCCAACUUAACUAAAGACUGCUGGUUAUGCCUAAACCCCAAACCACCCUACUAUGCAGGUCUAGGAGCUAACCGAAGUAUAGGAACAGCUGAAGAUGAUAUCCAAAAUAUUUCUCUGUCAGAUGAUCACCAAAACUCACACUAUUGUCCCUGGGGCACUACUCCUAAGCUCACUUUAGGUGACUUUCAAGGACAAGGAACAUGUUUUCUAUCCCCCCAAUUCCUUUUGUCAACCUCCCCUUACGCUAACUCUUGUACCUCCGAGACCACCUUUAGCAACAGCUCUGCGAAGCAUCACGAAUAUUAUUUAGUAGCACCCAAGGGAACAUGGCUUGCCUGCACAACAGGGCUAACUCCAUGCUUAUACCCCCUGGCUCUCAUGCAACCCGGAGCCCCAGGACUAUGCAUUCUCACCCAUGUCUUCCCCCAGGUAUAUUACUAUUCUGGCAAAGGGGGUAGGGAACACCUUGGAUUAACUAACUUAAAAUGGGUCAAGUGAGGAGUGCCCAUAUUAGUGUCCAUGCUUCUUGGCAUUGGUGUAGCCGGAGCAACCACAGUAGGAACCAUGGCACUAGUCAUAGGAGACCAAAACUUCAAAAGUCUUAGUGCCCAAAUUGAUCAAGAUCUAAAAACCCUGGAGGAGAGCGUCACUAAAUUUGAAGAGUCCCUAAGUUCUUUAGCUGAAGUAGUGCUCCAAAACUGACGGGGACUCGACCUUCUAUUCCUGAAGCAGGGAAGGCUCUGUUUAGCCCUAAGUGAAGCAUGUUGCUUCUAUACUAACCACUCAGGUGUAAUUAAAGGAAGUUUGAGCCAACUCUGAAAAAGACUACAAGAUAGGGAAGAGCAAAGGAAAAAGGAGGCAAACUGGUUUGAAAAUUUAUUUUCUUGGUCCCCAUGGUUAACUACCCUAGUGUCAGCAGUCGCUGGACCCUUGGUCCUUCUCAUAUUAGCCCUGAUCAUAGGUCCUUGUGUUCUAAGGUAUUUAAUUCAGUUCAUCCAGUGAUGCAUUCAAAGCAUAAAACUCAUGGUUUUGCAGUCUCAAUAUCAACACCUAUCCUCAGAAGAAACAAUGAUUUGAUUCUCCCAAAAAUCAGUGGGGAAUGAAGUGGGGUCCCCUUUCCCCUUAAUCCUAUAACAUCUGCAAAGCAAAAAUGUUGUGUAAAUGGCAUUAGGCCAUGAGGAGGGGGGAGUGAGACUGUACCAGUUAAAGGAAGCGAAACUUUACCAUUUAGGGGAGGCGAAACUGUGGUUGCACGCAUUGGCCAAGCAUAACCCUUUAACAAUCAAUAGCUGCGCCAGUUCCAAGUGAAACUCUUUGUGAAAUUGUUUUUUUGUAACCAAGAGCUAACUGCCAACUCUGCUUCUGUUAAAAUAGCUUGCUUGCAUUUCUAGGAUACGGUUUCUGUCUAUAUAAGGCACCAGCGCACACAGGUGGGGGCUGCUCACUGAAUUCCCUGUGCGGAGGGAGUCAAGCUGAGCAGUUGCCAGCCGACUAAU
Molecule: messenger RNA, 7055 nt
Organism: Choloepus didactylus (southern two-toed sloth)
Lineage: Eukaryota; Metazoa; Chordata; Mammalia; Pilosa; Megalonychidae
Exons: 2
Coding region: 2048-4777 (909 amino acids)
Biological process (GO): DNA integration
Molecular function (GO): nucleic acid binding
Source: RefSeq, a predicted model, not a curated record